AGGCUGAACCGGGCACUGCAGCACGAGCAGGCCUUCGCCAAUCGCUUCCUUCCCGACGACGAGGCGGCCCGGGCGCUGGGCAGGACGUUCUGGGAGGCCCUGGUGACCCCCUUGGUGCAGAGCAUCACCAGCCCAGACGCUGACGGUGUCAGUCCCCUGGCCUGGCUCCUGAGUGAGUACCUGGAGAGCGUGGAGCUGCCCUGCCGUGCCCCGGGGCGCGGGGCCACCUUCGGUUCCUGCGUGCGGCGCCUGACCCAGCUCCUGGUGCACGUGGACCCCGGCGGCGCCGAGCCAGAGGAGCCCAGAGCAGCCGGUGUCAAGGAGGGGAAGAACAAGGAGGUGCUGGCCAGGGCGGUGAAGGCCGUGGUGGAGAAGCCGAGGGGCCUGUGGGGAAUCUCGCAGUGCUGGCGUGGCGUGGUGCAGCAGCAGGGAGGGGACACGGGUGCGCUGCCAUGCCCCUGUGCCAUGGAGCAAGGCUGGGCUCGGAGUUGUGGCCGGCUGCUGGCUGUGGCUGGUGGCCGCAGGGCUCGGGCACAGCUGUGGUGUGACACUGGUGGCCGUGGCAGGCACUACCUGGGGGACCGGCUCCUGACACAAGGGCCGUCGUGGCUGGAGAGCAGCAUCGUGGAGCAGAUGGGGCUGUGCUUCCCCAGCCGCUUUCCCCAGGAAAUGCUGAGCAACUUGGCCGAGUCGGAGGAGCUGCAGCGGCAGUUCCGCCUCUUCCAGCUGCAGGAGCGGGACAAGCGGCUGCUGGAGCUGGACACGGGGCUGGACUCUUGGGCCCGGCUCUGGGCUCGGCUGAGCCUGGCUUGGGCGCUGGCUCCAGGUGCACUGCGGCUGAACCGGGCAGCCCUGGCCCAGGCCCGCGGGCGCCGGCUGAGGCUKCUGCCCCAGCAGAGGUACCUGCGCACGGAGCGGGCCGAGGUGAGCGCCCUGGAGAGGAAGAGGAACGUCCUGUGCUGCCUCAUCGCGCGCAUCCUCAAGGCGGAGAAGCAGCUGCACAUGGACAGCCUGGUGUUCAGGGUGAUCGAUGCCUGUCAGAAGGGCGAGCUGGGCCCGGGGGUGCAGUUCCUGAGCUUCUGCUGCCACAGCGUGGAYGUGCUGUCCUGCAUCCUGCACCUGCUGAACCAGGGCUACCUGCGGCGCCAGGAGGGGCGGCCUCACGUCCUGGAAUACAUCUCUGCUGAAUCCACAACCCCCCUUGGUGGCCAAGCACAGAUGACUUUCCAGUGCAGGCCAGCACAUGCAUCUCCCGAGGAGAACAGCGGCGACAGCUUGCACUGGCUGAAUCCUGGCACAGACAGGGCGGAGGAAUAUCUCAUGGCAAUGCUGCAGGUGCCCAUGGGGCAUACGCUCAGCCCGGAGGAGGCAAAGCUGCUCAUGAACCAGACAGUACAGCAGGUCCAGGAUACUCUGAGCAUAUCAGACGAUGUUGCUCGGCACCUGCUCACYCACUGUAGGUGGAAUGUGGAUUUCCUGAUCCAAUGCUACGUGGAGAACCGUGAGGCCCUGCUCAUCUCCUCAGGGCUGCAAGUGCAGGAUGUCCAGCCUCCCCCAAGCCCUGGAGCCCACUGCCCAGUCUGUGUGAACCAGCUGUGUCCCACUGAGAAGCCACCAACCCUUUGCUGCAUGCACUACUGUUGCAAGCCCUGUUGGAGGGAGUAUCUCACGACUCGCAUUGAGCAGAACAUGAUUGUCAACUGCACCUGUCCCAUAUCCGAGUGCCGUGCACAGCCAACCACAGCCUUCAUCUACUCCAUUGUGUCCUCAGAGGAGAUUAUAGCCAAGUAUGAAAAAGCCCUCCUCCGACGCUAUGUUGAGUGUUGCUCCAACCUGACGUGGUGCACCAACCCUCAGGGCUGUGAUCAGAUCCUCCUCAAGGAUGGACUUGGUUAUGGAGCAGCCUGUUCCAAGUGCUCCUGGAUAUCCUGCUUCAACUGCAGCUUCCCAGAGGCCCAUUAUCCUGCCAGCUGCAGCCACAUGUCUCGCUGGGUGGAUGAUGAUGGAUACUACGAGGGAAUGACGAGUGAAGCCCAAAGCAAACAUCUGGCUAAGCUCAUUUCAAAGCACUGCCCGAACUGCCAGGCUCAGAUAGAGAAAAAUGAGGGGUGUCUGCAUAUGACAUGUGCAAAGUGUAACCACGGCUUCUGCUGGCGCUGCCUCAAGCCCUGGAGGCCCAAUCACAAGGAUUAUUACAACUGCUCUGCUAUGGUGAGUAAAGCAGCUUGGCAGGAGAAGCGUUUCCAGGAUUACAACGAGAGAUGCACCUUUCAUCACCACGCAAGGGAAUUUGCCAUAAGUCUGAGGAACAGCGUUUCUUCCAUCAGAACUAUGCCAAAAAUUAGGAACUUGACMUUUGUUCUUGAUGCCUGCAAAGUGCUAGAACAGGCACGGAAGGUGCUGGCCUACUCCUGUGUGUACAGCUACUAUAACCAGGACACUGAAAGCAUGGAUAUUGUGGAACAGCAGACUGAGAGCCUCGAGCUGCUCACUAAUGCUCUGCAGAUCCUUCUGGAGGAGACCCUGCUGAAGUACCAGGACUUGGCCACUUCUCUUSAGCUCCUGAAAGCUGAGCAUUUCCGUGCGGGUUUGGAGCUGGUGCGGCAGAUCAAGGAGCGUCUCUUUGCAAUUCUUUGGCACUCCACACAGGAUUUCCACGUUGGGCUCCAGACUUCAGGAGAUGCUGUUCAGGGAAAGCUGAAACUCGCAAAUGUGCCUAAUUCAGCCCUUGUGUGUUCAGGGCAAAAACGUACCAUCCUGUGUGACUCCCCCAACACAGAUGAAGGUGGCAAAGAGGUUGAGGAUGAGGAGUAUGAUCCACAGUGGCAAGAAGACUAUGAUGAUGAUGAUGACCUUGAUGAAGACAACUUUAUGAUUGAUAAUGAAUCAGAUUGUGAUUCUUAYUUUGAUGAUGAUGAUAGCUAUGACUAGAAGUGUUCUGCCACCCAGCCUGUCAGCUUGGACCUCUGGCUCUACUCUGUCUCAAUCAGUUUGUGUUAAUGUUUUUCUUUAAAGGGAGGGAGGAGCUGUCAGACUGAACAAUCAUCUCCUCUGGGAAGCUUCUUGCUCAGUGACUCUUUAAUAUGCUGGAACAUUGCUCUUUAUUACUGUGGCCACCUCUCUCAGAAACACAUCUUGCCUUUUUCUCUUGUCUCCAGUUCUGCCUAUAGGUAUUUAAUUGAAUUAGGAAGUCACAAUCCACCUGCAGAGUGAGGACCACUUGCCACCUGUUAAAGGGCUGCUCCUUGUCCUUGGUGUGUUCUCCCCAAGGGCUGGGCACAGAGGAAGGUGGCACAUGUCCCAGCAUGGCACUGUCUAGCAAUGGCCAGUGUCUGGAAAUCUGUAGAGAAGCAUUUACACUCCAUGCUUCCCAGGUGGAGCUGGUGGGAUUCCCUCYAGCCACAGAUGGAUGUGGUUUGGUUCCUCUGGUUGAGAGGGGCUGUGUUUUUGCCCUUUGUUGGAGUUUUCUUCUCUGUUACAAAGCAGGAAGGGCUGCUAUGAGUGAUGAAAGUUUGCAGGAUUGUUUAGUUUAUAAAUAUAUGCACACACAUAUAUUUUAUAUAUAUAUAUAUAUAUAUGCAGAGGUUGUUCAGAUAAUACUGUAUCUUUGCAAAAAAAAAGGAAAAUCUGAGGAAUAAGGGUUGAAAAAAGUUCUGUUAAAAAAAUUAAACAGU
Messenger RNA from Malurus melanocephalus (red-backed fairy wren), 3674 nucleotides. Its product is annotated as cullin-9-like. Gene Ontology annotation, molecular function: zinc ion binding. The transcript has 17 exons. The annotation marks the transcript as partial. NCBI's taxonomy places the organism in Eukaryota, Metazoa, Chordata, Aves, Passeriformes, Maluridae. The record is from RefSeq and is a predicted model, not a curated record.